Acipenser ruthenus (sterlet) is the source of this 1236-nucleotide messenger RNA. RefSeq names its product homeobox protein MSX-2-like. Gene Ontology annotation, biological process: regulation of transcription by RNA polymerase II; embryonic morphogenesis. Gene Ontology annotation, cellular component: nucleus. Gene Ontology annotation, molecular function: RNA polymerase II transcription regulatory region sequence-specific DNA binding; DNA-binding transcription factor activity, RNA polymerase II-specific. The transcript has 2 exons. NCBI's taxonomy places the organism in Eukaryota, Metazoa, Chordata, Actinopteri, Acipenseriformes, Acipenseridae. The coding region runs from base 201 to 1034 and encodes 277 amino acids. The record is from RefSeq and is a predicted model, not a curated record.
UCGGUGCUGAUUGGACAGCGUCCUCCGACCGCCUGCCUUAUAUUAGCAAGUCCUUGCCUCUGUGUUGACUAAACGUGACAAUGUUCUGAAAGCCGAAGGGUUUUGCUUUUUCAUGUCUUGUUGUACCGUGUUGAACUGUUCUUGUUGACCACUGAGAUCGGAAGGGAUUGGCUCUGUAUGGCCCCAAGUGUUGACAAGACAUGACUUCUUUAACGAUUCGAUUACAAACUGAAGAGGCUUCACGUGUUGUUUUGAACAGAAGUGAAAUGCAAACUAACCUGAACAUGGCAGGUGACCAGGAGGUGGAAAAACCUAGAGUUGCUAUACUACCAUUUAGUGUUGAAGCGUUGAUGGCAGAUAAAAAACCUACCAGAGAAGUAUCGAGUUCCGAAGUGACCGCUAUUGCAGGAACGUCGCACACGCUGAGUCCCAGAAUGGGUGCACUAAGUGGUCCAGAGACGCCAGUCUCUCCCUUGAGCAUCAACUCGCCAUUCUCGGUAGGAGGACUAACCAAAAUGCCAGAGGAUGCAAUUGUCAAAUCUGAGAGCCCCGAAAGGCAAGAACGCAAUUCUUGGAUACAAAGUUCCAGGUUCUCACCUCCUCCUCCAAGACGUCUGAGUCCCCCUGCUUGUCCUCUGAGAAAGCACAAAAACAACAGGAAGCCCCGGACUCCCUUUACCACGUCUCAGCUGUUGGCUUUGGAGAGGAAAUUCCGUCAGAAACAGUACCUGUCAAUCGCAGAGCGAGCAGAAUUCUCCAACUCUCUAAAUCUGACGGAGACGCAGGUAAAAAUCUGGUUCCAAAACCGGAGAGCGAAAGCAAAGAGACUACAAGAAGCCGAACUAGAGAAACUGAAAAUGGCAGCCAAACCCAUGUUGCCACCCGCUUUUGGGAUAUCCUUUCCUCUUGGUGCACAUGUCCCUGCGACCUCACUUUACGGAGCAUCCCAUCCCUUCCAAAGACAAUCACUACCCAUGUCACCCGUUGGACUUUAUGCCGCUCAUGUCGGAUACAGCAUGUAUCACCUGGCCUGAAACAGCCCUUUCUAUGGUGACUUGGAAAUACCUCCAAUAUCAUAUCUUCUCAAACAUUUCAUGCUGACAGCCGAGACACAGAUAAAAGAUUACUGUUUCAAAAGCUUUAUGUUCUGUUUUAUGUGAAGAAUAAAUACUAUAUAACGAAAAAUUAAAACAACAAAUAAAUAAUAAAUUUCAUUUAAGAAAAAAAAAAAAAAAA